AGAAUCAGAUCAAGAAUCAAAUCAAGAAUCAUAUCAAGAAUCAGAUCAAGAAUCAGAUCAAGAACAGACAAAGAAUUAUAUCAAGAAUCAGAUCAAGAAUUAGAUCAAGAAUCAGAUCAAGAAUCAGAUCAAGAACAGACAAAGAAUUAGAUCAAGAAUCAGAUCAAGAAUUAGAUCAAGAAUCAGAUCAAGAAUCAGACCAAGAAUCAGAUCAAGAAUCAGACCAAGAACAGACAAAGAAUUAUAUCAAGAAUCAGACCAAGAAUCAGAUCAAGAGUUGGAUCAAGAAUCAGAUAAAAAAUCAGACCAAGAAUCAGAUCAAGAAUCAUACAAAGAGUUAGUUCAAGAAUUAGAUCAAAAAUCUGAUCAAUAAUAAGACCAAGAAUCAGAUAAAGAGUUAGAUCAAGAACAGACAAAGAAUUAUAUCAAGAAUCAGAUCAAGAAUCAGAUCAAGAAUCAGAUCAAGAAUCAGAUCUAGAAUCAGAUCAGAAAGAAGAUCAAGUUUCAGAUCAGGAAUAAAAUGAGGAAUUAAACCAAGGCUCGUUAUUGAUUAAACGACAAACGCAAGAUCAAGAAUUGUAAUAAGUAUCUUAUUAAGUUUGGACCAAGUGCGGGAAAUGAGUUUAAAAAUGAAGCUUGUGCCAAUGAUUUCAAUAUGUCUCUACAUUCAGUUCAAUGUAGCACAAGAUAAUAACAUAAGUAGUUUAAUCGGAGCUGAUCAAACAACAUUAAAAUCUGAAAAUUCAACAGAAAAAAUUGAUUUUUCUGAAAAGGAUCAAGAAGGAUCUUCCAAAGAAAUGUUUGAAGAGCUUGAAGAACUCCUAGAAGCGGAAGAUUUAUCAGAUGAUGACGAAGCUUCAGGCAUGAAUGAAGCAGAAGAAACUAAUUCCACUUCUUUUGAACCUUCCACAACCGAUUCAACAACCACAUCCACAACGACAACAGCAACAACAACCACCACCAAAAGUCCGUCUAAGAAGGCGAGUGUGUUUAAGUACUCUAUGUACUGUACAUGUGAUCUCCUCGUGGAUUUAUGUGACGUCAACUGCUGCUGUGACAAGGACUGUGGAAGACUUGAUAGACUUGCUUUUAGUAAAUGCGUGGAGAAUUCAAAAUACAAAAAUGAUCAAAGGUACUGUUACAGCUCAGAGCUUAUGUUUACAAACAAUGCACAGUACGCAGUAGAACAGGUUUCAGAGUCUUUACUCUGUAUUGUCACAGAUAAUCUUGAAGAGAGAAAUAGAUAUGUAGAGAGGGCUGCUACUGAAAAUCUGACUGAGUUUACUAAUAUGGAGGCUAGGCAUAACAAGUUUACUUGGAGCGAAGAAACUAAACCAGCACUAGUAGAAAACUACAAACACUAUAAAGCAGGAAAUCCAUUAUGGAUCCAGUAUUCAGAUAAUACAUUGGGACAUCUCCAGAUACCUGCCCCAGGAUAUACAGGAGCAUGUCAUACAUUAGAAUCUGUAAAGUUUAUGCUGGAGAAGAGUUCUAAAUGCCCGGUUUACUUAGAUGGGGAGGAUUUAGACUGUACAGGAUUGAGAACACUAAACGGAAACAAUUUUUUCAAAAAUUUCCAAAUUCUUUCUGAACCCUCGCUCUUUAAUCCUAGAGUUAACACAACAGAAUUAGAUAAUCCGUAUAUCGAAAUCUCCACCUAUAUCUGCAGGAGUGAGAACCCCUGCCCGGAGUGUCUGGAACCUGGAACCUUUUGUCCUCAAUAUAAUCUGGUAGACAAGGUUCCAGAACCUACUCAGGAUUGCAAGAAUAUUGUUGAAAGCGUCCAUUACAAUAUCUUCCACAGUGGUGUAGAAGGGAUUAAUGCUAUUGACGCAUUCAUAAAACUUACAAAUCUCACAAAACCAAACUUUCAUCAAACAUUCUCGUAUCGGAGCUUCUGGUCCCAGGAUAACAAAACAACUACCUCUCCUAGAAGCGGUAACCCUGGCUACCUGGUGGGAAAACCGGUUUUGUCCGGUUCCAUGAACACCUCCACCGCAGGGGAAUACUUUAUAGACGACCAGGUGGAGGCAGGUAGAAAACUCACCCUGUUUGUACCUGGAUCGAACGGAAAAUGUGAUUUCAACGCUAGAGCAGCAAGAUCUCCUAUACUGUUUGGAGAGAACGUAAAGCUGGGUUGUUCCGUGUAUCUGAACAGAACUGAGAUCAGUCAAAGCUGUACCAGCCUGAAGAAUAAAAGCUUUCAAAUGCUGAAUGGAGUUCAGUUCCAACAAAUGACGGAAAAUUAUGUUGCAACUUUCGGGAAUUCUCAACCAAAUCAGACUUGGGAUUGGGUGAAAGUAUUGAUAGUUGAUUUGCCAAACUAUGGAGUUCCCAGUAAAAGAUUUGAUGGAAGAUGUAACAAUGUUGUCACAUCUUUAAACAUAGAAGUUGUCUAUGCAAGCAUAGGAUCGCUGUAUAACCCUCAAAACAAAAUAGUUGGAGUUGCGUACACAUUCGGAAGGACAAAAGAUAUUAUUUUUAAAUGUACUGGGUUUGCCUGCAAUCACAGAGGUGAAAAUCAGCGAAUUGAUUUCUCUGUGUCGGUCAAAUUUACUGACGUGACCCAGCCUGCUCUACCACAAUAUGCAGAAUAUCCGGUCAUAGAGGCUAAAUUCCCUAGAGACUUCUUCUAUCCCUUUGUUUCCAGCACGGCCGCAAGUCAGCCUGGAGGUGUCUUCUUGAUGUGGCUGUUUGUACUAUUCUAUAUUUAUAAAUCUUUCUCGUAAAAAGAUGUUUUUUAUUUAUCUUUUGAAAAACAUAAAGUUAAUUUUUACUACUUUUAAAUAAUUUUGUUUUAAUUUUUGCUUUCGAUGUGUUUUCCAGAUCAAAACUGUAAACAUACGAACUUCAGGGUCCUUUCUAGUGAACUUCUAGUAAAGUAUUUAAAAAAAUCUAAAUUUUUUUCUUAAAUGAUAAAGUUUUGAGAAUCUGAAAUGAGAGAUUGAUGCCAAAACUCAAUUCCUUGAGGAGCUGAUUUUAACUUUAAUGUUUUGAACUUUUCCAUGGACAGACAUUAAACUUUUCCAUGGAUAGACAUCAAACUUUUCCAGGAGAUUCAGCCCGAUCAAGUUUAAAAAACUAAUAUUAAAGAAGGAGGGGGGGGGGGGGCUGCUUUUUUAUACUUUAAAUUCCUAGUCUAAUUUUAUUGUGGUGUUUUUAUCCAUUUUUAUAGAAUUUUUGUAAUAUUUUACAUUUAUCAUAAACUUAUAUAACCGGACAAACAAAAUGUGCUUUUAGCAUUAUCUUGUUUUAAUUUUAAACAAGGCAGACAAAGGAAAUGAGUUGUUGCCACAAACUCUGAGCUUCUAUCCUCUAAA
Eurytemora carolleeae is the source of this 3320-nucleotide messenger RNA. RefSeq names its product tectonic-3. Lineage: Eukaryota; Metazoa; Arthropoda; Copepoda; Calanoida; Temoridae. The record is from RefSeq and is a predicted model, not a curated record. Gene Ontology annotation, cellular component: ciliary transition zone. The coding region runs from base 618 to 2729 and encodes 703 amino acids. The transcript has 15 exons. Gene Ontology annotation, biological process: cilium assembly.